AUGGCAAAUGAAACAUCAAUUUCAGAAUUCCAGCUCCUUGAAUUCUCAGUGAUACGGGAACAGCAGAUCCUUCACUUCUUUUUAUUCCUGACAUUGUAUUUGUUAACAGUCACAGGAAAUCUUCUUAUAAUCUCUGCAGUGGCUUUGGACCGCCACCUGCACACACCAAUGUACUUCUUUCUCAUAAACCUGGCCAUCCAGGACCUUGGCUCGGUUUCAGCCAUUAUCCCCAAAUCCAUGGUCAAUUCACUCAUGAAUACCAGAGACAUUUCUUAUUCUGAAUGUGUAGUUCAAGUUUUCUUUUUCGUGUUCUUUGUAGGAUCUGAUUUUUUACUCCUCACUGUCAUGGCAUAUGACCGGUAUGUUGCCAUUUGUAAUCCCUUACAUUAUGAAAUAGUGAUGAAUUGGCAAGCCUGUUCCCAAAUGGUGGCCACUGUAUGGAUCAUUGGCUUUCUCUAUGGAGCACUGCACACUAGUGGCACCUUUGCAGCUACUUUCUGCUCCAAUAUUGUCAAUCAGUUCUAUUGUGAAAUCCCACAGUUGCUUAAGAUCUCAUGCUCUGACACAUAUCUAAUUGAAGUUGGUGCUCUUACAGUCAGUGUAAUUGUGGAGUUUGGUUGUUUUGUCUUCAUCAUUGUAACAUAUGUGUUGAUUUUUUCUACAGUGCUGAGAAUGCCCUCUAUCCAAGGAAGGCAAAAGGCCUUCUCCACUUGCCUUCCACAUCUCAUUGUUUUCUCUACAUUUAUAGUCACUGGGUGGUUUGCUUACCUGAGGCCUCCAUCUAAAACAUCCUCUGACCUGGAUUUGGCAUUAACUAUGAUCUAUACUUUUGUCCCACCCAUGAUGAAUCCCAUUAUUUAUAGCAUGAGGAACAAGGAUAUCAAGGUUGCCCUGUCAAAGCUAUUUGUUCAGUUGUGCUCUUCUGAGAAAACCUUACCUAGUAUUUUUAUCUAA
This is a messenger RNA of Heteronotia binoei (common prickly gecko), 954 nucleotides long. RefSeq names its product olfactory receptor 14A16-like. The coding region runs from base 1 to 954 and encodes 317 amino acids. Gene Ontology annotation, molecular function: odorant binding; olfactory receptor activity; G protein-coupled receptor activity. NCBI's taxonomy places the organism in Eukaryota, Metazoa, Chordata, Lepidosauria, Squamata, Gekkonidae. Gene Ontology annotation, cellular component: membrane. The record is from RefSeq and is a predicted model, not a curated record. Gene Ontology annotation, biological process: G protein-coupled receptor signaling pathway. The transcript has a single exon.